Astrephomene gubernaculifera is the source of this 5563-nucleotide messenger RNA. The record is from the annotation of a GenBank genome assembly. NCBI's taxonomy places the organism in Eukaryota, Viridiplantae, Chlorophyta, Chlorophyceae, Chlamydomonadales, Astrephomenaceae.
GGCCAGGUCAUCAAGACAAUAAUUCUGCCUCCAAACUUUACCCUAUGGACACGAUGCCAACUUAGAGACACUCAUGGCACAACAAAAUGAAAGCGAGGUCAUAGGCCACUAUCUGAUACCAGCUCAUGGACGGCCUGCGCAGCCUCUGCUCCAUGAAAGCACAGCUCUUUUCCAGGAUGUCGUUUCUGAUAAGCUUUCAACAGUGGAGAGCGCAAUUGAGGCGGAUGCCGGGAAGCUCAACCAAUUCUUUUUGAUAUUGCACUGGGCUUCGGACGUCAAAGGCGGGGCAGGCCCCAGCCCCGAGAAUGUCGACGCUGGAGAUGCCGGAGCAGCUGCUGCCAAGGCCUCGGUCACGGUCAAGCAGCGCACCCUGCUUAUGAUAGCAGCUCAUGCUGGAAGCUUGCGCGUCCUUGCGUACCUCCUGGCUCGCGGCGCUGAGCCCAGCCGUAAGAGUCCAGACGGCCUGACAGCUUAUGAUAUGGCGUUGGCUGGCGAGUCAUCACAGGCACCCACCGCUCUGGCCAUGAUGCGCGACGCGGACUCGCAUCCCUCGUCGAGCACCAGAAGCAGCUCUACAACGGAGGCGCACAGCUUCAAUGGGACGGACGGAUUGCGAAACGGCACGCGACAGGACCUGGCUGACUCAGAGGGCUCCUCCUACAGUACGACGGAUCUGACGAGGCCGGAGUACUCCACGGACGACUUCCGCAUGUUCAAUUUCAAGGUUCUGCGCUGCUCGAAGCGCCACGCGCACGAUUGGCGCGCCUGCCCCUUUGCGCACCCCACCGAGAACGCCCGCCGCCGCGACCCCCGAGAGUUCAAGUACUGCGCACUGGCCUGCCCGGACUACAAGCAGGGCUUCUGCAUCCGCGGCGACGUGUGCCCCUACGCACACGGCGUCUUCGAGUGCUGGCUGCACCCCUCGCGCUACCGCACGCAGCUCUGCAAGGACGGCGCCAACUGCCAUCGCCCCGUCUGCUUCUUCGCGCACAGCCUGCCAGAGCUCCGCGCGCCCACCUACACCUGGGUGCCCAGCCCGGCAGACCUGGCCAGGCCGCCCAUGUCCCAGUCGGCUGCGGGAGGCGGCGGAGCGGGUGCGGCGGCCGGCAACACCGCCGGGACGAUGUCGGGUACUGCUGCCGGGGCUGCGGGCGCAGGCGCUGUGGCGCUGAACGGUGGCGCGGGUGCGGUGGAGGGCCCAGGAUCGCCGGCUGCGGCUGUUGUUGCGGCAGGGGCGGAGGCGAGGACGUUGAUGUCGCAGGGAUCGGCCGGACUGCCGCCCACAAGCGGCUCCUUGGAUGGCACUCCGGUGGCGCUGUGCGGCUCGCCGCACACCGGCAACAUUGCCAACGGUAACGGUAACGGUCUGGGCUCCAUCGUCGCCGCCAACGUUACCUCCCCGACCGCUUCCGCUGCUGUCGGCAACGGCGCCACCGCCGGCAGCCUGAGCAACUGCGGCAGCGGACCCAUCAACGUGACGGUUCCGCCCGCCUCCAUCGUGGUGUCCAAGGAGGGCAACGCCAACGUGACGGCGGCGAUUGCGGUGGUGGAGAAUGGCAACUGUGGUCGCAAUGACGGCAAGGGCUGUGUGGUGCUUUCCACGUCUCCCGGCGGCACCAGCUUCACCGACCCCUCCUCCGCGUCCAGCGGUGGGGCGGCCGGCAAGGUCAGCCUCAACCUGACGCAGCCCAAUGCCGCCGCGAGCAUGCUGGGCUUUACCGCGCCACGCAUGUCCAACGCCUUUGCUCGGCGCCACGGCCUCAACCCCAAGGAUAAUCCCAUGAUCAACCUGCAGAAGAUCGCGCUGCAAAGCCACCAGCAGCCACAGCAGCAGAACGGCAUGCUCGGCGUGUCGAGCCACAUGGGUAUGGGCGCCGCAUACAACGCCCAAGACAACAACCCCGCUACCACGCUCCGGAACCACUCGUCCGCCGCCUCCGCCGGCGCCACCCUUCAGGCUGCCGCCGCCGCUGCCGGCCGCGGCGCGGGUUACAACGGCAACGCCGGAGGACAACAACGCCUGCAGGCUGCUGCCGCCGCCGCCGCUGUGGCUGCGGUUGCCGCCGGCGCGGGUGCAAACUCGGGCGGCUUUGCUAUGCCGUACUCCCCUCCUGCGGGUGCUGCGGGUGCUGGUUCCUUCGGCAUGGGCCCUAUGCAGAUGCAGAUGCAUGCGGCCGCCUCACAACUGACCGGCGGCGCCGCUGAUUCCUCCCUCCUCGCGGCACAGCUGGCAGCCCUCGGCCUACAACAGCAGCAGCAGCAACAGCAGCACCAGAGGCAGCAGCAGCACAUGGGCAUUGGUAUCGGCAUGGGAGGCAUCAACAUGGCCAACGGCGCCGCCGCUGCUGCUGCGGCCGCUGCCGCCGGCAUGGGUCACGGUCAGGUGCAGUACAUGACCGCCGCCGCCAUGCAACCGUACGGGCUGAUGCAUCCGGGGAUGUACGGCGCUGGGCCCAACGCGAGCAUGUACGACCAUUCUCAACAGCACCUGAUGGCUGCCAUGAGUGGCGCUCAAGCUGAGGUUUGAAGGCUCCUCGAGAGACCCAUGGGUCUGUUUGCCAAGGACACGUUGAGGUAAUGUGUUUUAUCGGUGUCGUAUGGACUUGGAUGGCUGCCAUGGUUGUUUGUUGUGCGUAGCUUGCUUGUAGAAGAGAAGAGACAAGGAAUCGGAUCGGGAGUAUUAUGGCUCGGUUAUAAAUGGGUGUGGGGGCUGUUGGGUUUUCAGGCGUGUUCCUUGUCUUUGAGGUUGGUCUACUGAUUUGAUAAUCCUAAUCCAACGACGUUUGGUCCAGGGGUUCUGCCGAGCAAGAAAGCUGUGCCAUGGGGUACGGGCGUGGGUGGACGUUUGAAGAAUUGACCUGCGUGCGUGUGCGGUAGGGCCAGUGCUUGCCUUUGGGGCGAGGUCUCCGCCUCCCCUUGGCAACCCCUGAGCGCUGCCCUCGUGCCAGGGCGCAUUUGAGGUGGUCUUUGUUACGACUUUUACAAUUUCUAUAUCAAAAAAUGUUGCGGCGCAGAGGAGCUUCUGUGUUGUAGGUUGGUCGGUUGUGGUGAGGCUGCGCUGCCGUAGGACCGUGUGGGUGGUUGCGUCGACUGUUGUAGCCGUGACGAUGAUUAACGUAUGCGUGUUCAGUCGGUGUGGUUGGUACAACGUAUUGUGGUGUGGUGUAGUGGUGCUGCGUGUAACACGGUUUUAUACGGAAGGCCUCGACGAAAGGUGGGGGGGUGGGUACGUCGGUUGUGGAGUGUGGUAUGCGAGGCACUUGUUGAUGGUGGUAGUGGUGAUGAGAGUGCAAUGCGCCCUUUGUUAGUCCGGCAUGUUAGGUUUGUUCGCUUGGCUGUCUUGUAGGAACGGAGGAAUAAACCUAGAGCUCGUCUUUCCAUGUUUGUCGUCCACUGUUUUUUGCUGACGUGUGGCCACAAGAGCCGUCGCGAAGCGCAUGACGGCUUUCUGUCCUUCCCUAUUUGAGGGAUACGGCUGGCCUGCCUUCUGCCUCGGAACCGGCAACCCCCACAUUGCCCGCAAGUCCUUGCCUAGCGGGUGAUAUCUGAAUCCCGUCUGGCCAGGGGCGACUUUGUGGUAACAGCGGUUUUGAUGCAACGUUUGUUAGGAAGGGCCGGUGGAGGUUUGCCGCGGCUUCAGUUUGUUGGUGGGUCCGUUGCUAGCGUGUCGUCUGGCGGUUGCUGCUGUUGACAGAUCCACUGUUUGCUGUGGUAGCGACCGGCGACCUUGUAUUGCGGAAGCACCGUAGAGCUUAGACGUAUGCGCUAUUAAUCACUUUUGGUGUGGAAAGUGGGUUUAAGGAGGAAAGGAAGUAGCGGUAACCGUCUGCCAUUUUGUGUCGAUGUUCCACAUGUUAAUCUCCACGACUGCUUUGGGCUUGCGCUUUGGUGCCUGAUAUUAAGUCGUAGUGUUGUUUGGUUGUGGUGUGUUUAAGCAGUGACGGAAGCAGUUGGGCUGGGUACGGUAGUUAAAAGGACAUUUGCGUGGGUGACGUGUUGGUCCACUCUUUUCCACGGUGGUGGCAUGUAUGGCUGUUCCACGCAUUUCCUAUGCUGCGUGCACAUCUGCAUUUUGCAUCUCCGCGGCCAAUCAUGUUGGCUGGUGGCAUAUCUGUCUGGAGUGGCUAGCCGCCAUCACAGCAUGAUCCCGCGCCAGGAGUAGGCACGGCUGAGGAAGGGACAGCAAGGGGCCUGUGUGACGGCGGCGGCGGAGUUUUUUGUGGCGGUUUGGCUGGCCUGCUUCCUUGAUCCCCUGCCCAGCCGAGGUAGGCCUGCUAUGCCUGCACUACGCUGACUUCAAGGGUUGCUGUCGUGUUUUCAUGUGCGCACGCUGGCAGGUCAGUUGGCUGUCCGGCUGUGGCUCACAGGCGCGGUUGAUUUGGCCGUAUGGGGACUGAGGAGCACCGGCGGCUUGUGGCUUCGGGCAUGUGUUUUGUGAGACACCCUAGCCGUUAAGCACUCGCCGCCGCAUGUUGGUUGUGCGCGGCAGGACAAAAUUGUUAGGGCUAUACGCACGUCGGGUUAAUUGGUGUGCAGCCGUCUAACCUAUUAUCUAGCACAAUGUAUGGCGCGUGGGGGCAUGCCGCUGAGAUGCGCCGUUUGGCGCCCUGCGGCUUGGGCCCAGCAGUCAAUGCCCUCAAUUUCCGUGAAUUGCACUUGCGGUUACUUUGAUGGUUACACAUCCUUUGAUAUCGUCUUUUUAUGGGGCGCGGGUUUACGCCAUAGAAUGAAAGAGAGCUUGACUAGUUCAUGGCCGCCGCGGCGGUGCCGACCUCCCGAAUUUGUGUUUGACCGCGCAUAUGUCGUACAGGACCCUUCAUGGCAGCGGUGGUACGGCUUUUAUGGGCCUUCCAAGCCCGCAGGCUCCUUUGUCCCUGAUCCUUUCUGUGUUGCUGAGUACUCGUGGGGGUGUUUGUCAGGCUUUGAUGGUGUUGGUUGUGGUAUAGUUGGUAGCGGUUAAAUAACCCUUAAGAAGACGUCUGUCGCCGUGCCUCCCCCUUGCGUGUCCCACCACGUGACCGGCGUUCAUAUUGGCGCUGAGGCGCGUGUGAUACGUGGAGCGCAUAGGAUUGGGCGGCGGGAAAGGACAUGUGUUCUGCUAUUCGGUCAUAACCCAUCAUCGUUGCACAGAGCAUAGCAGCAUUGAUGCGAGCUCUGGGGGUUUCUCCCAGGGUUUGCACGCAGCUGCGGGUCGCAUUAGGCGGUCGCCGCGUGCACAGUGUAUGAUGUUUUGGCCGUUCCAAAGACACAUUUCUCUAUUUGUUUCUGGUAUUCGUUCGGUAUGGGCGCGUGUCGCCUUGUUGAAUUUUCUGCGUGCAGCAGGCGCUUGUUCGUGAGGGAUUUACAUUACCGAGGUGUGCUCCAACUCUGGUGGGAAUUUUCCAGGUGUCGGCAACAUUGCGUAUGAAGACCAGACAGCGAUGGUACGGUUUUGCGCACGCAGCCUCAUGCUUCGGCAUCCUUGACUUCCCUUGACUGCAUGUACUACUACGGCUGUUCGGAGUGGUGCGGGUUGUAUACAUCUGCCCGGCUCUGCAUAAUUCCCAUUAUGACCUCGUCCUUU